GAAUAUACAGCCUCGUCAGCCAUGUUCGAGGCGCUGUGGGCCGCCGGCGUACGGUAUUGCUUCGUGAAUCUAGGAUCUGAUCAUCCCAGCAUCAUGGAAGCAAUGGUUAAAGGGCAGCGCGAGAGACCGGACAGCUUCCCUGAAUUUAUCACUUGCCCAAGUGAAAUGGUGGCACUGUCGAUGGCAGAUGGCUACGCUCGUGUCACGGGAGAACCUCAAGCUGUCAUUGUACACGUCGACGUUGGGACCCAAGCACUCGGGUGUUCCGUGCAUAAUGCUAGCGUUGGCCGCGCGCCUGUGUUCAUCUUUGCCGGUCUAUCGCCAUGCACCCUGGAAGGUGAAUAUCGCGGUAGCAGAACCGAGUUUAUCCACUGGCUACAAGACGUCCCAGACCAGAAAGCAAUUAUAUCACAGUACUGCCGCUAUACCGCCGAGCUGAAGAAAGGCAAGAACAUCAAACAGAUGGUGAACCGAGCCUUAAGCUUUGCAACUAGCGAGCCACAAGGUCCAGUCUAUCUACAAGGGGUGCGGGAGGUUAUGGAAGAGGUCAUCGAGCCGUACGAGGUCCAACAGGAGUUUUGGAGUCCCGUGGAGCUUGGCGGGUUGACACCGAAGCAGCUGAAUUUGGUUGCCGAAGCCUUGGUAUCUGCACGGGAGCCGCUCGUCGUCACUGGCUAUAGCGGACGCGAUACCGCCGUGGUACCUUUGCUCGUGGAGUUGGCAAACAUGGUCAAAGGCUUGCGAGUUCUCGACACGAUGGGUUCGGACCUUUGCUUCCCUGCCGAUCACCCUGGCUGGCUGAGUGUAAGGUAUGGAUCGGACGAGGCAAUCCGCACGGCUGAUGUGAUUCUUGUAAUCGAUUGCGAUGUGCCUUGGGUCAACACGCAGUGCAAACCCGCCGAUGGCACCAAAAUUAUCCAUUUCGAUGUCGACCCUUUGAAAGGCCAGAUUCCGCUCUUCUAUAUCGACGCGAUCCUACGUUGCCGCGUCAAUACCGCGUUUGCCCUUGGCCAAAUCGUCCAAAAUUUGAAGACCGAGCUUUCGGAUCAAAUCAGCGCAAACCGCAAGCAUUACAUGAGCCGAGGUUUAGCCCUCCAGGAAUCCCAUGAGCGGAAGCUAGACGCGAUAGCUUCCCAGGCCCAGCCGAAUACCGACGGCUCAUUGGGAUGCGGCUUUCUCAUCUUACAGCUCCGGAAGGCAUGUCCGAUCGACACUAUCUGGGUGGUCGAAGCCGUGACCAACACCUUUACCGUGGCCGAUCAGUUACAGGCAACGUUGCCGGGAAGCGUGUUCAGCUCGGGCGCUGGUGGCCUUGGCUGGUCGGGUGGCGCAGCUCUUGGUAUAAAAAUGGCUACGCACUCCCGCAAUGGAGGGAACGGCAAGUUUGUGUGCCAGAUCAUCGGUGAUGGUUGUUUUCUCUUCUCGAUGCCUGCCAGUGUAUAUUGGAUUGCGCAGAGGUACAAGAUUCCAGUGCUGACUAUAGUCCUCAAUAACAAUGGUUGGAACGCGCCUCGAAAGUCCAUGCUUCUUGUUCACCCCGAUGGAUUGGGGUCCCAAGUAAGCAACUCAGAGCUCAACAUAUCAUUCGAGCCAAACCCGGAUUACUCGACUAUUGCACAAGGUGCAUCAGGAGGAAAAUGCUGGGCGGGACGAGUCAGUACCUUGGAGGAGCUAGCAGCAAGGUUGCCCGAAGCCAUAGACGCUGUACACAGUGGCCGUUCUGCUUUGUUAGAUGCGCGAAUAAAGUAA
Molecule: messenger RNA, 1749 nt
Organism: Penicillium samsonianum
Lineage: Eukaryota; Fungi; Ascomycota; Eurotiomycetes; Eurotiales; Aspergillaceae
Product: acetolactate synthase
Exons: 3
Biological process (GO): L-valine biosynthetic process
Cellular component (GO): acetolactate synthase complex; mitochondrion
Molecular function (GO): acetolactate synthase activity; thiamine pyrophosphate binding; magnesium ion binding
Source: RefSeq, a predicted model, not a curated record